AUGAUAAGCGACCGGGAGCAUCACGCGCACGAGCGAACGAAGGAGCUUCUCCAAUCCAAAACCAAUGAAGCAGCUCAUGUAUCUGCGUCCCUUCAUCGAGCACUUGAGAAUACCAAGGAACUUGCCAACGAGAGAGAUGAGCUAAAGAGAAGUUUUGAUCAGCUUCAAGAAAGAAAUGCAAGAAUGGAAUGCGAGUUCACAGAUAAGAUAGCCAAGCUGAAGAGACGCCAUGCUGAUGAGCUGAAGUCCGCAGAAAACCUUCUCGAAUUGGAACGUGGCGCACAUGAGAAGACCAAGGUGCAAUUUUCGAAUUAUCGAGAUGCGAUUCAGGUGACUCUGGAGCAGAGGCUAGCGGAACUUGAAGAUUCGUUCACGAGCAAGGAAAGACGGCUCACCACCGAUAUGUCAGAUAAGGAACACAAAAUCAAUCAGCUACAAGAGGAAAAUGAAAAACUGCUCGAGAGGUGCAGUCGUUUGGCCGAAGUGGAAGAACUUCUCGCUCAAAAUAACGUGGAGCUGGAGAAGACGAAGAGGGAGCUGAAUUUAUUGCGCUCGGCCAAAGACGAAGGUGAUCGCGCCAUCACGGAACUCGCCGGACACCACAAUCAGAAGCAAAAGAUAAAUUAUUUGGAAAAAGUUCGUCUUGAAAACUACAACCUGAAGAAAAAAUCCGCCGAACUUGAGGCUCAGCUAAAGCGAUACGAGGCUAUACACGGCAAACUUAACGAAACCAAACAAGCUCGUGCUGGACCUUCGACAAGGAGUCGCAGUGCGCGUGCGAAUCUAAACUGA
Molecule: messenger RNA, 792 nt
Organism: Cooperia oncophora
Lineage: Eukaryota; Metazoa; Nematoda; Chromadorea; Rhabditida; Trichostrongylidae
Source: the annotation of a GenBank genome assembly